AUGGAGAAGGGCUAUGCCACCACAUCUCGGAAUCGCACUCCGCCACCGCGCGACUACGAGGACGCGCUUGCUCCCGAAGAGACCAAGGGACUGUUAUCGGAGUCUGACUCCCACUUCGCCGACGCGCCGAACCCGGAGGAUGUGUUCGCUAGGCAGCCUAAGCGCUCGUGGAAACGAAGUCUGGGACUGGGCUCUCUGCUAGCUCUUGUACUGCUGGGAGUGUACAGCGGUGCUGUCGUAUAUCGGAGAAGUGAAGCGCUUACCCGGGCCAAGGCGUUGCACUUCGAGGGAGAUGAGUUGAGGUCGAACGGGACGCACGAGUUCAAGAGGACGGUGCUGGUGGUGUCUAUCGACGGAUUGAGGGCAGACUAUCUUGACCGCGGCUUCACGCCACAUCUGUUGGAUAUCGCGAAGCAAGGCUUGAGGGCGAAGUAUAUGAAGCCUAUCUUCCCUACCUUAACCUUCCCUAAUCAUUGGGCUCUGAUGACUGGCCUCUACGCCGAGUCGCACGGAAUUGUUGCGAACAACUUCUGGGACGCCGCAACCGACUCCGAGUUCCACUAUAAUCAGAUUGCCUCCUGUUGGAAAGCCCACUGGUGGUACGGUGAGCCUAUGUGGGAGACCGUGGGUAAGCUGGGUAGGAUUAAUGCCAACUUGAUGUGGCCCGGUCCGCCGAAGACAACAUCCGGCGCUUCGCCGACUUACUUCGAGCCGUGGAGGGAUCAUGUACCGUUGCAAGAGAAACUCGAUCAAUUGCUCACCUGGAUCGACUUGCCUCUUGAGGAGCGACCACAACUCCUGCUUGCGUAUGAGCCAUCGCUCGACCAAGCAGGCCACGCCACCGGACCCUACUCUGCUCGUGUCAAUCGCACAUUGCAAGAAGUCGACACCUUCGCCAAGAACCUUCAUACCGGCCUCGUGCAACGCAACCUCACCUCAAUCGUAGAUGUCAUCUUCGUCUCCGACCAUGGCAUGACAGACACCUCUCACCCUGAACUCGUAUACAUGGACGACUUUCUCGGCGCCGAAGGACUCGCCGAUAUCUCUCACGAAGACGGCUGGCCUUCCAUGGGUCUGCACUUCAAGAAGGGCUCAAACAUGACGCACUACUACAAUAGGUUGUUGAGGGCCGCGGAGGAGAACGAAGGGAAGUUCGACGUGUAUACGCCGGAUACCAUGCCCGAGAGGUACCACUUCUCGAAGAGCGCACGGAUUGCACCGGUGUAUGUCGUGCCGAAGAUGGGCUAUGUGUUGACGACGAGGGCAGAAGGAGACGUCGGUUUGACCAAAGGUAACCAUGGUUACGACAACAUAUACUCCGAGAUGCAUGCCAUGUUCGUAGCGCACGGCCCGUUCUCGGCCGUCGCGAAGGCAGUACAUCAAUCCAAGCGCUCCAUCCUCCCGUCUGCACUCGGCUCACUAUGGAAUAAGAACGCGGGCUGGCACUCGACGAGCGAUGAUACGUAUGUGAUGGAUGGGUUUGAGAACGUCCAGGUCUAUGGGUUGGUGAUGAAGCUGCUGGGAAUUGAGGAGCAUGCGGCGAGUACUAACGGUACGAGGGGCUUCUGGGACAAGUACUUCUAG
Messenger RNA from Peniophora sp. CBMAI 1063, 1584 nucleotides. Lineage: Eukaryota; Fungi; Basidiomycota; Agaricomycetes; Russulales; Peniophoraceae. The record is from the annotation of a GenBank genome assembly.